Lepisosteus oculatus (spotted gar) is the source of this 4973-nucleotide messenger RNA. The record is from RefSeq and is a predicted model, not a curated record. NCBI's taxonomy places the organism in Eukaryota, Metazoa, Chordata, Actinopteri, Semionotiformes, Lepisosteidae.
AUACAAUGGGUCGCAUCAUCAUCACACGCAACAAGCUUGCCUGGUGAUAUAUCAAGAACUUCUCGGGCCGGAAAACGCACAAGCCGAACUACUGCUACACCGACAAACUGGCUCACAGACCACUAUAAACAGCACAGCUCGAACCGAACCGAGCUAAGGUGUAGGGUAUCUCUCCAUGGAAACAGGAACAUUUGAGAAGAUUACGCCAAAGGUGAGGAUCUAGUUCAAACCCAACCGGCUGGCACAGCACCAUCAUGAUUCCGGUGAACGAGCUCCGGCACUUUGCGGUGGACCAGAACCCCCGGCUGCGGGUUCUGAAGCCGUGGUGGGACGUGUUCGCUGAGUACCUCUGUGUAGCCAUGCUGAUGAUCGGGGUCUUCGGCUGCACCUUACAGCUGACGCAAGACAAGAUAGCGUGUCUCCCGACCCACCUUUCUGCUCCCUCCCCGGAGGAUAUAAACUGUGAUCACAUCACAGGCAAUCACGUCAAUAGGAGCCACCUUGGUCUGCCCACUGAUCCCAACCCCUCGCCUCACAGCUCAAUGGUCCGGGAGUUUUUCGGGCUGAAAAACAACCUGGACCUUCACCAGUAUGUCUUUGUCAACCACAUCUGCUACGAGAUGGCGCUUCACUGGUAUGCCAAGUACUUCCCUUACCUCGUGGUCAUCCAUACCCUCGUCUUCAUGAUCUGCAGCAGCUUCUGGUUCAAGUUCCCUGGCACCUCCUCCAAGAUCGAGCUCUUCGUCUCCAUCCUGGGCCAGUGCUUCGACUCACCCUGGACCACCCGCGCCCUGAGCGAGGUCUCCGAAGAGCGCCGGGAGGAGAAACUGGUCAUCCUGCGGGAGAACGCCUUCUUGAAGUCAUCCUCCUCCUCAGCCGACUAUGCCGCACGAGAGGAAGAGGUGGCCGGCCUUCUGCCCUCCGCCUCGGUCAAGUCCAACCCUGAAAAGAAGCUGGCCGAGCAGCAGGCGGACGCCUCCACUCUGGACAAGAAAGAAGGGGAGCAGGCCAAGGCACUUUUCGAGAAGGUCAAGAAGUUCCGCCACCAUGUGGAGGAAGCAGACCUCCUCUACCUCAUGUACGUGCUCCAGACGGUCCUCAAGGUCCUCAACGUGGCUCUGAUCAUCAUCUAUACUGCUGCUCUGGUCCCCAACAUCCAAAUUGUGGUGCGGUGCUCCGUACCGGAGGACCUGACCGGCUACGAAAUCUUUUGCUGCAGUCACACCAAAGCCCACCUCUUCUCCAAGCUGGCCUACUGCUACAUCUGCUUCGUGGGCAUCUACGGAUUGCUGUGCAUCUACACCCUGUACUGGCUUUUCCAUCGCCCCCUGAAGGAGUACUCCUUCGAUGUCAUGCGUCUGGAGACGGGGAUCAACGACAUACCGGACGUGAAGAACGACUUCGCCUUCCUGCUGCACCUGAGCGACCAGUACGACGCCCUCUAUGCCAAGCGAUUUGCCGUCUUCCUCUCCGAGGUGAGCGAGAGCCGGUUGCGGCAGAUGAACCUCAACCACGAGUGGGGGGCGGAGAAGCUGCGGCAGCGCCUGGCCAAGAACGCGCAGAACCGCCUGGAGCUGCACCUCUUCAUGCUUCCGGGGCUCCCGGACACUGUGUUCGAGGUGACGGAGGUGGAGUCUCUGAAGCUGGAGCUCCUGAGCGACGUCACCAUCCCUGCCACUAUCUCCCAGCUGGCUGCCCUGCAAGAGCUCUCCCUUAUCCACUGCCCCACCAAACUGCAGCUGGCCGCCCUCAACCACUUGCGCGAAAACCUCCGGGUCCUGCGACUCACCUUUGAUGGGCCGGAGCAGGUGCCUGGGUGGAUAUACAGCCUGCAGGGCCUGGAGGAGCUCCACCUGACGGGCUCCCUCACCCACGAGCUCUCCCGCAGUGCCUCCCUGGACACCUUGAAGGAGCUGAAGAGCCUGAAGGUUCUGACCCUGCGGAGCCAUCUCCCGAAGAUCCCACAGAGCGUGGCGGAUAUCGGCGGGCGCCUGCAAAAGCUCUGCAUCUACAACGAGGGCACCAAGCUGCAGGCCUUCAGCAGCCUGAAGAAGCUGUCCAACCUCAUCUCACUAGAGCUGGUGGGGUGCGAACUAGAACGCAUCCCCCACGCCGUCUUCAGCCUGAGCAACCUGCAGGAGCUAGACCUCAAGGACAACCGCCUCACCUCCGUGGAGGAGAUCCUCAGCCUGCAACACUGCCGCCGCCUUGUUUCCCUCAAACUGUGGCACAACAGCAUAGUCUACAUCCCUGAUCACAUCCGCAAGCUCCGGGCCCUGGAGUGCCUGUACCUGCGCUGCAACAAGAUCCACAGCCUGCCCCCUGGCUUGUUCUACUGCACCAAGCUGCGUCACUUGGACCUGUCCCAGAAUCUACUCACCAGCAUCCCGCUUGAUGUGGGCAUCCUGCAGGGCCUGCAGUAUCUGUCUGUGGACAGCAACUCCGUGGACUCCCUCCCCGACGAGCUCUUCUUUUUAAAGAGGCUCAAAACCCUCGUACUCAGUAACAACCAGAUCGCCUCCCUCUCGCCGAAAGUGUCCAGUCUGACCCAGCUGGUCAGGCUGGAGCUGAAGGGGAAUAACCUCGAGGCGCUGCCCCCCGAGAUCGGGGACUGCCCUCUCCUCCGCCGCAGCGGGCUGGUGGUGGAGGAUGCCAUCUUUGACCUCCUGCCCCCCGACAUCCGAGACAGGAUAAAGGACGGCUAACGGGAAUUGAGGAGGCAGUGCCAUGGCUAAAAGAUGAGAGAGCCAAGUCACAUGUGUGGAUAACUCAGGGUCAUAACACAGGAGUUCCUCUGGGAUGCACUACCAGGACGGAAUGUCCUGCUGUGGGAAAAGGGGGUGAUCAGAACUGUGCCUGUCUUUAUACAGAUUACCAAAUAGGUCUCCAAACAGUGAACAAUGAUGAGCAUUUUCCAGCCUGCUGCUUAGGAGGGUAGCUAGAGGUACCUGGUUUUCAUUUAUAAAUGUAAUGAACUGAACAGCUUAACGUUUAGUAAGAUGACAAUCGGGAAGGGAUCUGAGAACUUUCUGCAAAAACCUCUUCAGCUUUUUUUAACACAAUUUUUCUUUAUUGGCAUUGAACAGCCAUGCAAUUUGCAAUGAAGAACACUUUUUGUGAAUUGCAGCUACCAAGUGUCUUUUGCAUGACCAUUGAUUCACAGCAGCUGAUUUGAUGAGAAAGGGUAAUUACUAUGUAAUGCUGCUCAGAAAUGGCUACGGAUGAGGCCGUACCUCCCAUCAUGCUCUACUUCCUGGGAAUUUGCUAUGCAGACCUAGCUAGGAAAACUGUUUUUAGUCCUAUCAUCUUAGAGCCUUGCCAUCAACUCAUUGCUGAAGCUAUGGAAUUCCCAACAGAUACAGGACACAUCUCAUCAGCCAAUCCAAUGCAACCCUGGACAGGACAAAAGGGUGUCAGUUUCAUAGCAAGCCCCACCCUCAACUCCCUCCACCUGAGCAGAGACCCUAGUUCAGGCUGUUACCUACUACGGUACUGCACCUACUAGGUUAAUUACGAUAGGAAGCAUUGCAGUUGCAAGUAAUGCUGUGCACAUUUGCUGUUAUUAUACAAUACCAUCAGUUUCAGGGGUAUUAAACCUUGAUUUGCAAGGGCUACUGAUCAGCAGGUAUUCAUUUUCUUAAAUAAUUAAAAAAAAAAUCAUUACUGCUUAAUGGGACCAAUUCAGCAAUUUCUCUGGUGCUUCAGAUAGACAUGGACAGCCCUAAUUUAACUGAUCAAUCACACCUUACUUUUUCAUAUUUCGGGAAACCAAUAUUUGUUCCAUACCUUAAAGUACUGAACGUUUUCGACUAAUGAACCAUGAAGAAGUGUGGCUGAACACCUAUACAAUUGGGUUAAAGUAAAAAGUGCCAGAAGUGAAUGUUUUAGAUGCUGCUCUUGAAUACACAGCCCACGUGGGCCUCGUUAGCAGCACAGUACUCUACAGAGAGCAAGGCUUUAUAACACAACAAGCACAAAAUACCACAAUAUGAGGUCUCCAAAGACCAUCAAAACCCUUUAAGUGCUCAGUCAGCAAGGAUUCAAACCUCAGGGAUAAUUAUGAAGCCUGAACUUCUCCUUUUUCCCUCACUGUUGAUAACACUUUCAGCAGACCUGUUUUGUAGAGCUCAUAGGGUUGCUGAUGAGGACGAGAAGAACUAUCUCAUGUGACAGGUUUGAGGCUCAGCUGUGGCCACAGAAUGAUGUAAAUCUCCCUCAUGCAUCAGCAGCUAUUAGAUUAAAAACAAACACAGGUUUGAGUUUGGCCAUCUACACAACCACUGGUGCACUGUUGACACCCCAUUUCAAAAUACAGAAUAAAGAGAACAGUAUCAAUUAAAAUUGUUUUAUUGCGUUAAUAAAAGGUCACAAAUCUUUUCUUUUUCAAAAGGUAAAGUUGAGUUUAGAGAUGAAGGUAUCCUCCACUCCUGAGCUCCAGAAGGUCUUCACACUUUCUAAUUACAAUAAAAAGAUCUGGGGUUGCAAAGAAUGGUUUAAGUGGUCCAAUUACAGCUUAAUUUUUUCCUUGUUGAGGGUUUAAAAAUGCCUAUUAAACCUUUUUUGUUUUGGUGUGGUUGUCGGGAGGGGGGGUGCUCUGCAAUAGGACAAGCAGCACAAGCUCAGGGCAAUGCGACUAACCCAGCUGUGAGAACCAACAUACUAUUCCUCAACUGCUUGGAUAGCAAAAUAAAAUAAACUUCAAGUGCUCAAGCUUACAGCCUUGUUUGUCUUUCCCGCCUGUACACAGCUGCAGUCCCGGAGGUGCCGUAGUUUCUGCAGGUCCAUGUACUGGGACGGACUUCCUGUCUGAUCUAACCAGUGGCUCAGCUGGACCCCAGUUCAGCCUCUUUCCCCAGGAGGUGUAAAAGCAGCGGUAAGGCCAGCAGGCCUGCCGCUCCCCAGUGACUGAAUGAAAAUCAACACUCAGCUCCAGCUCACAUCACCACUGUUGGCCAGUUACAGUAAAAAAAAAA